AUGAGCAAAGUUCCCUGCUCACGCUGUCAGCUAUUCAGCUUCUCAAAGGGAAUUUCCCUGGGCCUUGCCGGUCACCGCUUCGAUCGGCCGCGCCGGCGCGCGGCGCGGCGCGCGCGCGGAGGCUAGGUCGAUUCGAGCUCCAUAUCACCUACAAGAGAAACGGGUCUUUAUUGUCUGACUUAACAGUUUCUUAUUUUAUUCAAUUUUCUUUAAUCGCAGUUUUAAAAAUAUGGCGGGUGAUUACUCCGUGGUAACUGCCAGUUAUGUCAACGUGCAAAUCUCGAACUCAUUGACGUCAUUUGCAUCAGAAAAGCGAUUUCCGAAAAGUAUUACCAUUGCAGAGCUGAAGGGUAAAUUUGAGUUGAUAACGGGAUGUAAUGCAGCAGCUACAGAUCUAGAGCUCUAUACAUCAGAAGGAAAGUUAGUUGGACCUAUCAAUAAUGAUGAUGCUUUGUUAGGAUCUUACCCAGUAGAGGAUGGAAUGAGGAUUCAUGUAAUCAAUAGGGAUACCAACAGAGCUGCAGGGGAAUUUGAAGAUGUCUCAAAGGUGGAAAAAUUUGAGAUUUCUCAAGAUGAAUACGAUAAAAGAUCAGAUUCUGUGCGAGCAUUCAAGAAGAAAAUGAAGAUGGGACAAUUCAAGGAGGUGAGUCCUGAGGAACAAGCAAGGAUAGAUGCAGAGAAAGAAGAGAAAGCAGCAGAAGAAGAAAGACUUGCUAAUGCUAUUACACUGGAAUCAAGAUGUGAAAUUGCUGUACCUAAUGCACCACCUACUAAAAGAGGAACUGUCAAAUUUGUUGGGAAGACAGACUUCAAACCUGGCUUCUGGGUCGGUGUACAAUAUGAUGAACCUCUAGGCAAGAAUGAUGGCAGUGUUGGUGGUAAGAGAUACUUUGAAUGCCCUCCUAAGUAUGGUGGCUUUGUAAAACCUCAAUACGUGACGAUAGGUGACUUUCCUGAAGAGGACCUGGAUCUCGAUGAAAUGUAACGCUGCCAUCGUUGCUAAAGGACACAGUAUAUUGGCAUAGAUUUGGUGAACUUUUAGAUUAUACUUCAAAUUAAAUGUAUUAUCCUCAUUUGCAACAUACAUGUAUGUAAAUGUAGCGUGGAAGUAAUGUGUUGAAAUGGUUUGAAAUCUCUAGCUUUCUAGAGGGUCAUGUUUUCAAAUUCCAAUAGGUAACUGGCAUCAAUUCACACCUGGCUGCUCUCCAACUAGGGCCGUUAUUCAAUUCAAAGUAUUAUAUAAGUAAAUUAUUUAGCAUUUUACCUGGCUAAGCAAUAUGCUUAUUCAGAUCACUCGUAAGAAUUUCACCUUAUCAAGCCAACUUCAAGCAAAAUACCUGAUAAUCAUUGACUUCAUGAUGUCUGAGCCAAAUAAUGUGCAAUGCUUGUAUCCAUCUGUGCAUGCUAGCAAGGUUGAUUCUGCAUAUGUACGUUUGUAAGCUGUACACUUUGAAGCAAAUACUUAGCCAAAAUGGCAAUUAGAUAGCAAAGAAUGUUAAGCAUUUUGAUUGAGCAGAAUACUGAGUAAAUAAUUAAAAUUCUGGCUAAAAGUAUUGAAUUGAAUACUGGCCUUGGUGCUUAUAGGUACCUUGUAAGAUACAAAUGUUGUAAAUUGGAGCUUUAUUUCAGUCAAAAUGGAUCCAGAAUGCUAUGGAUUGAGCUUGAGAUACACAUAAAAAAUUGAAAGCAUCUGCUGGAUAACAGAUUAAAAAAAUUAAACUUAAAACCAUUUAAAGAAGAAGGUGGUGGGUCAGUAGUAGAGCACCCACUUCAUGAAUGGGAGGUUGAAGGUUCGAUCUCCACCCAAGUCAUACCAAAGACUUUAAUACUUGGGACCUUCUUCCUUCUUGUAAGGUGCUUGAUGUUUUAAGGAUGGAGAAGGGUAAUAAUAACAUAUGUUAUGCAGGAUUGCAUAAGUUAUAAAUGAUUACCCCCAAAGGUGUCAAGCAAGGUAUGAUGCUGAUUGAACUGUCUUUAAAAGCCAUUUUUCAUCCUGCUUCAAUUUUUGUGAAAUCUUGAAUGUUGUCUACUGCCUUUAAAAUAUAUGAGGAGUUUAAGGGGAAUUGACUUGAUCAAAUAUAAAGCUGCAGAGGCCCACUGAUUUGACCAAAUUAGAGUUUCAUAAAGAGAGCAACUGGGCCAUGUUUCACAAAGAUUUGCAAGUGAUCUGAUCAAUCUUAACCAUGGAAAGCCAUCAAUGUCAUAAUUCUUCAUAGGAAAAUUUACACAGCAUCCAUCCACUUUGAAACAAGGAACAUACUGAUUCUUGGGUAUACAUUAAAACACUUGAAAAAGUCUUGAAUGGAAAGACACACAUUCUAGAUGUUGGCCUUGCUGGCUUUCCGUAGUUUGCAUUUGAUCCGAUCAAUUGCAAAUAUGGAAAGCCAGCAACACCAACAUAUAUAAUGCAUGUUUGUUCAAAAUAUAUUCUAGAUAUUACGCAUUUUCAUACAUCUAUCAUUUUCUUAAAAAUUCAGUGUGCUUCUCCGUUAACAAAGGACAUUGUGCAAAUUUCCAUACAGUUGAGGUUGAUCAGAUUAAUCAUAAUUCUUUGUAAAACGGGGCCCAGAUCAAUCGCAACUCUUUGUAAGAUGGAGCGCUAGGUCCCAUCAUACAAAGAGUUGCAAUUGAUCCAAUUAAUCACAACUAUGGAAAGCCAGCAAAGUAAACAUAAAAUGCAUGUAUGUUUUUAAAAAAUCUAGAUAUGAAUGUAUAUCCAUAUAUUCAUUGAUUUCUUGACAAUUUGGAGUGUUCUCCUUUGUUCACAAAGGACAUUUCGAAAAAUUUCCUGAAGGAAAAAUUAUGACACUAAUGGAUUUCCAUAGUUACUAAUGAUUGGAUCACUCGUAACUCUUUGUGAUCAUCAAGUACUAUCAUUGAGUAUGAAUAUAUUGGAUUUUUUUAUUCUUUCUGUAACCAAUGAAAAUAAGAGCAUAAAAGGAAGAUAGAGAUUAAGCUUAAAAUGUAAAGUUGUGACGAGAUCAUUAUCAAGUUUUAGUAUUUAUUCAAUUCUCUUUCUUAUAAGUCGGUUGAAGAUUGCAGUAGGUAAUGUAUCAAGAAACUUGUGUAUUUGAUUCAAACAAAAUCAGUCUUUUUAAAACCUAUUACUUGCGUAAUACUGCUUGGAAUGGUUAUUCCUUUUAAAUUUAAUGCUCCAUUACUAUAUAGUGACUACUUUCCCCAAAGUGAUAUUGAUUUUUAUGUAAUGAUUGUCUAUCUAAGGGCAAUUGUAUUUGUAUACUUUACAUUCCAUGAUAAUUUAUAUAAAUGAAUUAAUAAUUUACAAUGUUUCAACAUCAUAACCAUAAAGUACAAUGAUAGCAAGAGUGAUGUACAAACCUUUUUAUAAAAUUGUAUAAAAUUUUCAAGAAGCUAACACAUGUAUUACUUAAUUUGAUGGAAAAAAAAAUUCUUAGUUCAUAUAACCCCGUGCGAAAGAAAUAUUGAGUGGGUGAUGUCAUCGUUUCCCUCAUUUGUAUACCAACCAAGAUUGGCAUAUCACUAUUUUGUAAAAUUAAUCAAAACUUCAACAUUUCUUAACUUUUUAUUUUACUUCUGAUAUAUAAAAUUUGAAUGUUGUAUUUCUUUGAUUGUUCUCUAAUUUGAAAAAAAAAUUGUUUGUGUGGACUUAGCCUUUAAUGAAUGGUAAUUAUGUUCUGAUCAAGAUGUCAUGUGAUUGGUCAGUCAGAAGCAUACUUGAAGGUUUGUAGAUUUUACUGUUAAAAGUAACUUUUACAGGGCGAAAUAUGGUUUUGUUGAGAUCAAACAAUGCAUGUAAAAACUGUAACACUUUAUUUUUCUUCUUUCAAAAAGAUGUCUAUUUAUUUCAUAUUACUUUUAUACAUAAUUUUAAGAAAAUGUUUAAGUGGACUGUUUAACUUGGAUGCUCAGUGAUGUCAAAUAUAUUAUGUGUUUGCUGUUCAGUAA
This is a messenger RNA of Lytechinus pictus (painted urchin), 3927 nucleotides long. Its product is annotated as tubulin-folding cofactor B-like. Gene Ontology annotation, biological process: post-chaperonin tubulin folding pathway; cytoplasmic microtubule organization; tubulin complex assembly. NCBI's taxonomy places the organism in Eukaryota, Metazoa, Echinodermata, Echinoidea, Temnopleuroida, Toxopneustidae. The coding region runs from base 230 to 985 and encodes 251 amino acids. The transcript has 6 exons. Gene Ontology annotation, molecular function: microtubule plus-end binding; alpha-tubulin binding. The record is from RefSeq and is a predicted model, not a curated record. Gene Ontology annotation, cellular component: cytoplasm; nucleus; microtubule plus-end.